Molecule: messenger RNA, 3130 nt
Organism: Myodes glareolus (Bank vole)
Lineage: Eukaryota; Metazoa; Chordata; Mammalia; Rodentia; Cricetidae
Gene: Pigq
Product: phosphatidylinositol glycan anchor biosynthesis class Q
Biological process (GO): GPI anchor biosynthetic process
Cellular component (GO): endoplasmic reticulum; membrane
Source: RefSeq, a predicted model, not a curated record
AUUGGAGACUGGACCGUCGCGCGGCAACGCGCGGAGCCGGCGGAAAUGGGGCUGAUGUCCCGCGGCGGGCCUGGGGGCCUCGAGCACCUUCGUCCUCCCGGGCCCGCCAGACGUGGUGCCCAACCCAGUCCCUUCCCUACCACUCGGGGACGCGGCACAGGGACGCAGCCGGGCCCCCCGGCAUGGUGCUCAAGGCCUUCUUCCCCACGUGCUGUGCCUCGGCAGACAGUGGCCUGCUAGUGGGACGAUGGGUCCCGGAGCAGAAUAGUGCUGUGAUCCUGGCUGUGGUGCACUUUCCCUUCAUCCCCAUCCAAGUCAAGAAGCUCCUGGCUCAGGUGCAGAAGGCCAGCCAAGUACAAGUGGCUGUGCUAGGCACCUGGUGCCACCGUCAGCAGGAACCUGAGGAGAGCCUGGGGCAUUUCCUAGAGGGCCUAGGUGCCAUCUUCUCCCAUGAUCCCUGGUUGCAGCUAUGCCGGGAGAGGGGUACCAGGUUCUGGAGCUGCAAGGCCACUUACCAUCAGAUGUCCACCACUCUGGGCACACCCUCUGACGACCAGGUCAUGCUCAUCUUCUACGACCAGCGCAAGCUGCUGCUCUCCUGGCUGCAUCCCCCAGCAGUAUUGCCUGACUGCCAGGAUGGAGAGGCCACAGCCAGCAGUGGAGGCCUAGCUGACAUCUUUGACACAGUGGCGCGCAGUGAGCUGCUCUUCCAAAAUGACCAGUUUGAUGAGGGCCCGGUCCGCCUGAGCCACUGGCAGUCAGAGGGCAUGGAGGCGAGCAUACUUGUGGAGUUGGCGAAGCGGGCUUCGGGGCCUGUCUGCCUGCUGCUGGCUUCUCUGUUGUCCCUGCUCUCAGCAGCUAGUGCUAGCUGGCUGUGGAAGCUGUGGCCCCUUUCUUUCAUCAGAAGCAAGCUCUCCACUUGUGAACAACUCCGGCACCGACUGAAACACCUCUCAUUCAUCUUUAGCACAGAGAAAGCCCAGAGUCCCAUGCAGCUAAUGAGGAAGGCCAACAUGCUGGUUUCUGUGCUGUUGGAUGUGGCCCUUGGCCUGCUGCUGCUCUCUUGGCUCCACAGCAAUAACCAAAUUGGACAGCUGGCCAACGCCCUUGUCCCUGUUGCUGAUCGCGUGGCUGAGGAGCUCCAGCAUCUGCUGCAGUGGCUGAUGGGUGCUCCUGCUGGGCUCAAGAUGAAUCGGGCACUGGAUCAGGUGCUAGGCCGCUUUUUCCUGUACCACAUCCAUCUGUGGAUCAGCUAUAUCCACCUUAUGUCCCCCUUUAUUGAGCACAUCCUGUGGCAUGUGGGCCUCUCAGCCUGCCUAGGACUGACUGUUGCCCUGUCCAUCCUUUCGGACAUCAUCGCCCUCCUUACCUUCCACAUCUACUGCUUCUAUGUCUACGGUGCCAGGCUGUACUGCCUGAAGAUCUAUGGCCUCUCCUCUCUCUGGCGUCUGUUCCGGGGGAAGAAGUGGAACGUUCUGCGCCAGCGGGUGGAUUCCUGUUCCUAUGACCUUGACCAGCUUUUCAUUGGGACCUUGCUCUUCACCAUCCUGGUCUUCUUGCUGCCUACCACUGCUCUGUACUACCUGGUAUUCACCCUGCUCCGGCUCCUGGUGAUCACUGUGCAGGGCCUAAUCCAUCUACUUGUGGACCUCAUCAACUCCCUGCCUCUAUACUCCCUUGGUCUUCGACUCUGCCGACCCUACAGGCUGGCUGCUGGUGUGAAAUUCAGAGUUCUGGAACAGGAGGCAGGCAGGCCCCUGCGCCUCCUGAUGCAGAUAAACCCCUUGCCCUAUAGCCAUGUGGUGCACACCUACCGCCUGCCUAGCUCUGGCUGCCAUCCCAAGCACUCCUGGGGUUCCCUGUGCCGAAAGCUGUUCUUCGGAGAGCUUAUCUACCCCUGGAGGCAGAGAGAGGACAAACAAGACUGAGGAUCUGGACACAGUCUACCCAUAGCGACUGCACAACCAUCGUGCUUCCUCUCUGCCAGGAUAGCACUGACCAUGGGUGGUUUAUCUCAGGUCCUACAUUGUCCAAUUAGACACUGUGUACUGAAUGUAGGCAGGCCUCGUCUUUGAGUUACUACUCUAGCUCUCAGGCCCUGUCAGUUCCAUUCCUGCACGCCAUCUCUCUAGCACAGUGGUUCUCAACCUUCCUAAUGCUGCGACCCUUUCGUGUUAUGAUGACACCCAGACUUACAUUUUCAUUCCUACUUCAUAAUUGUAAUCUUGCUACUGUUAUGAAUCAUAAUGUAAAUAUCUGUGUCUUCCUAUGGUCUUAGGAAACCCCUAUGAAAGCGUCGUUCAACCCCCAAAGGAGUUGCAACCCACACGUUGAGAAUCACUGCACUAGCAUCACCUAUGUGAGGAUUCCCUGGUUUGCUAUAGUCAUUGCACUGAGCCUGCUUCCCAGAAGGGCUCAGACUCUGGAUAUGCUAGCAGGCUUCCUUGACUGCUUUAGUGGGUGGGAGCACUCCUGGGGUACCUGGUACACUCCAGAAGCCUCAGCAGAAUAUUCCCAUCUGGGGAACUGAGGCAGCUCCUGACCCCCUGCCCCAGCAAACUAAUCCCUCACUCUGUGCUUCACUGGGUUUGCUUGUUGCUGCUCCCUGGAGAUUGCUUUGUGAAGGUGCUGCUAAUUGGCCGCUGGGUGCCCUUUGCUUGAAGUCAGACCAUGUGGAGUAAUUGGGUACCUGCCCACCUGGCUGCCCUUCUCUUGCUGAGUGCCCCAUGUGGGAAUAGACCUUUUGGCAAAAUAUUUUCUUCUCUCAUUGACUCCUUACAGGACCAGACAGCUCCCAUCUGGACAGGCACUUUUGUGGCUCAGUGUGUGAAUGACCUUGGGGAGGUGGAAUGGCCAAGGUUUCCUGCCACUUAGUAGGAUCCCAUGUGAACUAGUCCCUAGGGGGCAGGAAGCCUCACUGUCUGAUGGUCUCGAAGUGUCCACUGCGGACAGGAAAGGUGCAGCCAGCCCUGCCUGUCUCUCAGGGGCAUUUAGGACUAUCUACAUUGGUUCGUCUGUGCCUGCUUCCCUUUGCUCUAGGCCACAGCAACCCUUAAGCACCCAAUGGAGGGUGUUGGUGAAGAUGGAUCCUGACCCUGUGGUGACAAUAAAAACCUCUCAUGAAUUUGGA